Messenger RNA from Gracilinanus agilis (Agile Gracile Mouse Opossum), 1042 nucleotides. Its product is annotated as nucleophosmin-like. The coding region runs from base 1 to 852 and encodes 283 amino acids. The transcript has a single exon. Lineage: Eukaryota; Metazoa; Chordata; Mammalia; Didelphimorphia; Didelphidae. Gene Ontology annotation, biological process: regulation of centrosome duplication; ribosomal small subunit export from nucleus; chromatin remodeling. Gene Ontology annotation, cellular component: centrosome; cytoplasm; nucleolus. Gene Ontology annotation, molecular function: chromatin binding; histone binding; RNA binding. The record is from RefSeq and is a predicted model, not a curated record.
AUGGAGGACUCCAUGGAAAUGGACAUGAGCCCCCUCCGGCCCCAGAAUUUCCUUUUUGGUUGUGAACUAAAGGCUGAAAAAGAUUAUCAUUUUAAGGUAGAUAAUGAUGAAAAUGAGCACCAGUUGUCAUUGAGGACUGUGAAUCUAGGGGCUGGUGCAAAGGAUGAAUUGCAUAUUGUUGAAGCAGAGGCACUGAACUAUGAAGGAAACCCAAUUAAAGUAACACUGGCAUCUUUGAAAAUGUCUGUUCAGCCUACCGUUUCCCUAGGUGGCUUUGAGAUUACACCACCAGUAGUUUUGCGGUUAAAAUGUGGUUCAGGGCCUGUACAUGUGAGUGGCCAGCACUUAGUAGCACUGGAGGAAGAUGCAGAAUCGGAUGAUGAAGAGGAAGAUGAUAUGAAACUCCUAAACAUGUCUGGGAAAAGAUCUGCUCCUGGAGUUGGUAGCAAGGUUCCACAGAAAAAAGUAAAAUUGUCUGAAGAAGAUGAAGAAGACGAUGAAGAUGAAGAUGAUGAUGAUGAUGAUGACUUUGAAGAUGAGGAAAGUGAAGAAAAGACCCCUCCAGUGAAGAAAUCUGUUCAUGAUACUGCAGCAAAAAAUGCACAAAAAUCAAACCAGAAUGGAAAAGAUUCAAAGCCGUCCACACCAAAAGCAAAGGGUCAAGAUUCCUUCAAAAAGCAGGACAAGACUCCCAAAGGACCCACUUCUCUAGAGGAUAUUAAAGCAAAAAUGCAGGCAAGCAUUGAAAAGGGUGGUUCCCUCCCAAAAGUGGAAGGCAAAUUCAUCAAUUGCUUCCGGAUGUCUGAUCAGGAGGCUAUUCAAGAUCUCUGGCUGUGGAGGAAAUCUCUUUAAGAAAAUAAGUUUGAACAGUUUGUUAAAAUUUUCCGUCUUAUUUCUGUAACAGUUGAUAUCUGGCUGUCCUUUUUAUAAUGCAGAGUGAGAACUUUCCCUACCGUGUCUGAUAAAUGUCGUCCAGAUUACUUUGCCAAGAAUGUGUUGUCCAAAAUGCCUAUUUAGUUUUCAAAGAUGGAACUCCACUCUU